AUGAGGGUUGCGGAGUUGGUUCAACAGCCCGGUCGUGACCAUCUUCCGUAUCUCACUCCGUAUCCACAUGGACGGGGUCAAACAUGGUUCAACCGAUCCGGGAACGGGAUCAGCGCAUGGAUCAACCGUAUGAUGUACUCGGCCCUCGACAGUGGACAUCCGACUUUCACUCACUUCCCAACCGACAAGCAGGUUCUGUGGUUUCGUCAGUUUGCGCAAGAGUUCAACUGGAAUUCCGAUGAGACGCUCUUUAUCUAUCACCACUUCGUCCAUAAAGUAAUGGACAACUAUGGGAAGCAGAUCCACGAGUGGAAGAAGAAGUGGGAAAUCAAUAAGGUCCCAAAGUCGAUGAACGAUACGGUCUGGAAGGAGUUGUGUGCGCAUUGGGAUAAGGAGGAGACGAAAGAAACUUCUUCCACCAACUCCACCAACCGCAGGAGCGACCGUAAAGGGAAGGGCAUCUACAAGCAUAACUUGGGUGCUCAAUCUAUUGCCACUCUCGGAGAUCGCAUGGCGGAAGAAAAUGAUGGCGAGCCGGUCGAUGAUCUCGCCCUAAUGAGGAGGGCGUAUACCAACAAGAAGACCGGCCAGAUUGAUGACGGUCUUGUGAGGGACGUGGUCGACCUGGUCCAAACUCAGGUGGUAGACGAAGUGUCUCAGCUUCAAACCGAGGAUGACGCUUCGACGGCUUCGACCAACUUGUCCCGGUUUCGAAUCAACGAAAUCGUUGAAUCCUCGGUUCCAAAGAAGAAGGGACGUUUGUUCGGUUUGGGUCGUCGCACCCGGUCGGUUCCUCCUUCUUCUGCACCACCGCCCUUUGUUGAUCCAGAAGUACUUACGGCUCAGUUGAAGGACAAAGAUGAUCGAAUAUCUUUGUUGGAGACCCAGAUGGCGGCUCAACAGGCGGGCUAUGAGGCACAGAGGAGGCUGAACCAGCAAAUGAUGGAGAUGAUGCAGAGGAUGUACCCGAACGAGGUGUUCCCGGACGUGCCAGACCCGGACAACUCCCUCGGAAAAUUCCGAGGAACGGAUCCCUCGGAAUAUACCGAGGGAACAGUUCCUCGGGAUAAACCGAGGAAAAAGUCCGUCGGUAUACUCCUAUCGAUCGAUGUAUAUAUGUCCAAACACGCAUCGAUCGAUGAACUUCCGAGGAAUUAUCCCGACGAAGUUCUACCUCGGUAUAUUCCGAGGACUUUUCCGACAAACAAGGGAUCCUCGGAAUUUCCUCGGAAAUUUAUUUCCUCGGAAUUCCGUCGGAAAAUUCCGAGGGAUUUCAGAGGAAAAAAGAAAUUCCGAGGAAUUAUUUCCGACGACGUGUUUCGUCGGAAUUGCGUCGGAAUAACGGUAUUCCGACGAAAUUCCGACGAUUUUUUCCCUCAGAAUCCUUGA
Brassica napus (rape) is the source of this 1389-nucleotide messenger RNA. RefSeq lists its product as uncharacterized. The record is from RefSeq and is a predicted model, not a curated record. Bases 1 to 1389 code for a protein of 462 amino acids. Lineage: Eukaryota; Viridiplantae; Streptophyta; Magnoliopsida; Brassicales; Brassicaceae. The transcript is spliced from 7 exons.